Messenger RNA from Microthlaspi erraticum, 1536 nucleotides. The record is from the annotation of a GenBank genome assembly. Lineage: Eukaryota; Viridiplantae; Streptophyta; Magnoliopsida; Brassicales; Brassicaceae.
AUGUUGUCCCGGUCUGUAACAUCGGUGCCUAACGUCGCCAGGUUCUGCAAUUCCUCGAGAUCUCCGGUUUCUCGAUUCCUCUCUUCUUCUCCUUCCCUUCGUCUCCGUUCCUCGAACAAUUUACUGCCAACGUUAGCCCUAGCGACAGGAGAUCAUUCCGGUGGCGUUUCGUCUUAUCAUGCCUCCACUAUCUGCCACUGCUCUUCUUCUUCUUCUGUGUCGCAAAGUGAGCCAGCAAAAGAAAAGACUAGUCCUUUUUGUUUUGAUGCGGCCAUGGACUCGCUGGUCCAGACCUUCUACAUCUCUAGCGAGCCAAAACCUCUUCAACCCUGGGACAAGAGUGACACUAAGGAAACAGAACAAUUCGGCUGUGGAUUCGCAAUCUCGGGAAGGAGGAUUCUUGCGGACCUUACUCUGUCUAAUGAUUCAUCCUUGCGAGUUGUUGAUAGCGAAGAGUUUUGGGAGCAUAUGCAUGUUUUGGAGCUUGAUGACUACAUACCCUCUAUAGGCGAAUCUGUCUCCGUUUUGACUCAUUAUGACUACACCCUCAAGCUUGUAGAAGCGAAUGUAUCUUCAGUUGAAAUGAGAGAAUAUUACCAAGGCACCGCCGAACUAUUGUCAAUAGGACUCGAUAAUGACAACUGCUACAGUAGUGGUCCGGUGGUUUUGGGAAACAAGAUCGUUGGUUUCUUUCCAUGGACGGGGUACUACUACAUGAUCCCAACUCCAGUGAUUAAGCAUUUUCUAAAUGGUAUUGAAGAAAAAAACAUUGGCUUCGGUUCGCUGGAUAUUACGUGGCAAUCCAUGGAGAAUGCUCAACUACGUAGACAUUUUAAAAUGAGUGAUGACAUGACAGGUGUCCUUAUAAACAGAAUACAUCCACUCUCAAAUGCUCUCAGAGUUUUGAAAGAACACGAUGUCAUUCUUGCUGUUGAUGGCUUUCCUGUCACUAAUGAUGGAAAAGUUCGCUUUCGGAAAAUUGAAUGGCUGUGUUUUACUUACUUGGUUUCUAUGAAGAAACCGGGUGAAACAGCUUUGGUUAAAAUCUUAAGACAUGGAAAAGAGCAUGUGUUCCAUGUCAGUUUAGACUUCACCAAGCACCAGCUGGUUCCGGACGAAUUCCUUCCAAGCUAUUACAUACUUGCCGGUUUUGUCUUCGUGCCUCUUUCUGAGCCAUAUAUUGAUGAGUCAUGUGGCAUGUGUGACUGUACCUCAAAAAGGAUGGCCACUAAGGCCGAUGAACAGAUUGUCAUAAUUUCUCAGAUGUUUUCGGAUGACAUCAACAAGGAAUACUCUAGUUUCAAAUAUCUCAACAUCGAGGUGAAGAAAGUGAACGGAGUGGAAGUGUUGAAUUUGAAGCAUCUAAGUGAGCUAAUAGAAAAAUGCUGCACUGAGGAUUUAAGAUUUGAUUUAGAAGAAGGAUAUGUGAUUGUUCUGAACAACCAAUAUGCUAAAGAAGUAACUCCGUUGAUCUUGGAACGUCAAGGAAUACAAUCGGCCAUCUCCAGUGACCUUCAACAAACAAUUAUGGCUUGA